This is a messenger RNA of Dromiciops gliroides (monito del monte), 4944 nucleotides long. RefSeq names its product ubiquitin specific peptidase 20 (gene USP20). The record is from RefSeq and is a predicted model, not a curated record. Bases 680 to 3406 code for a protein of 908 amino acids. Gene Ontology annotation, molecular function: zinc ion binding; cysteine-type deubiquitinase activity. The transcript has 27 exons. Lineage: Eukaryota; Metazoa; Chordata; Mammalia; Microbiotheria; Microbiotheriidae. Gene Ontology annotation, biological process: protein deubiquitination.
AAGUCGGCCCCGCGAGUCCCCGCCUCCCGGGCUCGGAGCUGGGAUGCCAGCGGGCCCCGCCUCCGCCCUUGGCCUGGGAGCUGCUUGGCUUCUCCAACCGUGGGCUCUCUCGCUCGUGGGCUCGCUCUUUCGGGUGGGAGCCACUUCCCUGGCUCCCCCUGCCCCUGCUCCAUUCGUGGACCAGGCCGACGCGGCGCCCCCCGCCCCUCCCCCCGCUCCCCGAGCCCUCCCUUGCACCUGUCGUGGUUCGGGAGGAAAUCCCCUCACCCUUACCGUCCCCUCCCCUCAGCCCGCGGGGUCGCUCCCGAUCCGCUCCCCCCCCACCCCUCCCCGGGCGUAGUCCCGGACCCCCGUCCUCGGCAGAAAAGCGGGCGGAGCCCCGGGGUGCCGCAGCCGCAGCUCGAGCCUGGGAGAGGCGAAGUGGAGCCCGAGGAGGGCGAGGACCGAGGAGGGGGGCUGGUCUGAACCACAACUUAAGGGCUUUGUGAACAUGUGCUUCUUCUUGUGUUAUCCUCUUUCUGCGUGGCCUGCACAACAGAGAAACCAGUAGAAGUUAUGCUUAAGGCUCUUUGGUAUAAUCCUGAUCAGCUUCUUCUAAAGGAGCUAAAACAUUGGGUCAUCCAUAGGAGAAUGCUUACAACUACCCAGUGGAGUCACUUAAAGGUAAACUAGAGUAAGAAUGGGAGACUCCAGGGAGUUUUGUCCUCACCUUGAUUCUAUAGGUGAGGUCACCAAAGAGGAUCUACUUCAGAAAUCCAAGGGGACCUGCCAGUCCUGUGGAGCAGGAGGACCGAACCUCUGGGCCUGUCUCCAGGUUGCUUGCCCUUAUGUUGGAUGUGGAGAAUCUUUUGCUGACCAUAGCACCAUUCAUGCACAGGCCAAAAAGCACAACCUGACUGUGAACCUCACCACCUUCCGUGUGUGGUGUUACGCUUGUGAGAAGGAGGUAUUCUUGGAUCAGAGGUUGGCAGCACACCCACCAUCCCCACCAUCCAGGUUCUCAGAGCAGGAGACUCCAUUGCCUUCUCACCCUUUGAAAGCUGUCCCUAUUGCAGUGGCGGAUGAAGGGGAAUCUGAGUCUGAGGAUGAUGACCUGAAACCUCGAGGCCUGACUGGUUUGAAAAACCUUGGGAAUUCCUGCUACAUGAAUGCAGCCCUCCAGGCACUCUCUAACUGUCCCCCUUUGACCCAGUUCUUCUUGGAGUGUGGAGGACUGGUACGUACUGACAAGAAACCAGCCCUAUGCAAAAGUUACCAGAAGCUGGUCUCAGAGGUCUGGCAUAAGAAGCGGCCAAGCUAUGUGGUGCCUACCAGUCUGUCCCAUGGAAUCAAGUUGGUCAACCCCAUGUUCCGAGGUUAUGCACAGCAGGACACCCAAGAGUUCCUGCGCUGUUUGAUGGACCAGUUACAUGAAGAGCUCAAGGAGCCAAUGGCAGCUGAUGUGAGGGACUCUGACUCCAGUGACUCAGAAGAGAAGCGGGAGGGCGACCGGAGCCCUUCAGAGGAUGAAUUCCUCUCCUGUGACUCCAGCAGUGAUAGGGGUGAGGGGGAUGGGCAAGGCAGGGGGGUGGGCAUGGGCAACACCCUGGCAGAGACUGAGUUGCUGAUCCAGGAUGAAGCGGGCAGGGGGAUUUCAGAAAAGGAGAGGAUGAAGGACAGAAAAUUCUCCUGGGGCCACCAGCGAACUAGCUCUGAGCAAGUUGAUGAAGACGCAGAUGUUGAUACCGCCAUGACCGCCGUCGAUGAUCGCCCCACUGAAGCCCUCCCCUCUCCACGUUCCACCAGCCCAUGUAGGACGCCAGAGCCAGAUAACGACGCAUACAUGCGCUGCUCCUCCCGCCCUUGCAGCCCUGUCCACCACGAGGCACACUCCAAGCUGUCGAGUAGCCCCCCUCGCUCUAGCCCUGUGAGAGUGGGACCAUCCUAUGUACUCAAGAAAGCCCAGGUGCUGGCUGCUGGGAAGAAGAAGAAAGAGCUUCGGUACCGUAGUGUCAUCUCAGACAUCUUUGAUGGCUCCAUACUCAGCCUGGUGCAGUGCCUCACCUGUGACAGAGUGUCCACCACGGUGGAGACAUUUCAAGACCUGUCACUGCCCAUCCCAGGGAAGGAAGACCUGGCCAAGCUGCACUCGGCCAUCUACCAGAAUGUGCCAGCCAAGCCAGGGGCAUGUGGGGAGAGCUACACAGCCCAGGGCUGGAUUGCCUUCAUCAUGGAGUAUAUUCGACGGUUUGUGGUAUCAUGCAUCCCCAGCUGGUUUUGGGGUCCUGUUGUCACCUUAGAAGACUGUCUUGCUGCUUUUUUUGCUGCUGAUGAGUUGAAGGGGGACAAUAUGUAUAGCUGUGAACGGUGUAAAAAAUUACGAAAUGGAGUGAAAUACUGUAAAGUUCUUCGAUUACCUGAGAUCCUAUGCAUUCAUCUGAAACGUUUUCGGCACGAAGUGAUGUAUUCAUUCAAAAUCAAUAGCCACGUCUCCUUCCCCUUGGAAGGUCUUGAUCUACAACCCUUCCUUGCCAAGGAGUGUGUCUCUCAGAUUACCACCUAUGACCUCCUGUCUGUCAUCUGCCAUCAUGGUACAGCAGGCAGUGGGCACUACAUCGCCUACUGUCAGAACGUAAUAAAUGGCCAGUGGUAUGAGUUUGAUGAUCAGUAUGUUACAGAGGUCCAUGAGACAGUGGUCCAAAAUGCGGAGGCCUAUGUUCUCUUUUAUAGAAAGAGCAGUGAGGAAGCUGUGCGGGAACGUCAGCACGUGGUGUCCCUGGCUACCGUAAAGGAGCCCAGCUUGCUCCAGUUCUACAUAUCCCGCGAGUGGCUCAAUAAGUUCAACACAUUUGCUGAGCCAGGACCCAUUACAAACCACACGUUCCUCUGUUCUCAUGGAGGAAUUCCACCCAAUAAGUACCAUUACAUUGAUGAUCUUGUGGUGAUCCUACCCCAGAAUGUAUGGGAAUAUCUCUACAACAGGUUUGGUGGUGGCCCUGCUGUGAAUCAUCUCUAUGUGUGCUCAGUCUGCCAGGUAGAGAUAGAAGCCCUGGCCAAGCGAAGGCGGAUUGAGAUCGACACUUUCAUUAAGCUGAACAAAGCGUUUCAAGCAGAGGAAUCCCCCAGUGUCAUCUACUGCAUCAGUAUGCAGUGGUUCCGAGAAUGGGAGGCCUUUGUUAAGGGCAAAGACAAUGACCCCCCUGGACCCAUUGACAACAGCAAGAUAGCACUGAUCAAAGGAGGUGGUCACAUCCAGGUGAAGCAGGGAGCUGACUAUGGACAGAUUUCAGAAGAGACCUGGACUUACCUGAAUACCCUGUAUGGAGGUGGUCCUGAGAUUGCAAUCCGACAGAGCAUUGCCCAGUUGCAGGAACCAGAGAACCUGCAUGGGGAACAGAAGAUUGAGGCAGAGACCCGGGCUGUGUGACCUUCGUAGUCCAACUUGGUGAUCCAAGUCUUUUUGUAGGUUACACAAGAUUGUCUCUUGCCAGUGGACGGGGGUCUUUGCAACGGAGAAGAGGCCAAGUGUUUGGGAAAAGCAAAUGUAACAACAAGCAAAAAAACGUUCUGGUUCAGAGUGAGCAGCGCUGCAGCUGGGAAAUAUAUUAACUUGCAGGCUUGUUAAGGCUAUCAAGACUUUGUACCAUUCUUUUUGGUUUUUGUUCUGGUGGCACACAAGUUAAUCAUAGUUAAUGUUCCUGAAACUUUCUCUUAGGCUAGCUCUUACAGCACCAACGACCACUGGAGCUUGGUCUCUUUGAGCAGGUCUGGCACAGGCCCAGCCUUGGGGUCUACUUGUCUGCCAUGUUCUCAGGGGAUGAAGGUUGGGGAACUGCUUAUUCAAAAGGAUUUCCAGUUGUGCGUUUGGUCCAGUGCCCCUGUAAAUUAUAGAUGUGGACAACAAUAACAACCAGAAACUAAACCUAGGCCUGAGUCUAUAUUUAGUAUUACCCUCUUGCUAUCCCCCCACCUGAGGCAGAUUCUCAGUUCAGGUGGAUUAGAAACAUUUCAUGAUUCAAAACCAGAUGCCUUCCCCAGCUGGCACAAGAGCAAGGCCAAGCCAUCUUUCAGCAUUUUCCCAUUCAGUAGACGUACAUUGGAGACUCAAGGAACUUCUUUCCCCUUGUGGGGGACCUGCGAGAUCCAAAACAUUCCUUAGCUCCUGGAGGUCUCUAUUUGGUCUGAAUACACAUUUAUAAAGUUGUACUAAUAGGGGCGAGGCAGGCCCCGGAAGCAGCCAUCCAUCCCCCAAGCGGUUCAGCCCAGAUUCCUCUCUCCUUGCAGAGUACAUUGGGGGGAGGGGUUAGUGAGGUUUGGUGGCAGAAGAAAAGAAAGUCUUUCCCCUUGACUCAUUUGCUGCUCUGUGCAGAUUCCCUUAAAUGGCAGGAUGACAGAACGUGCCCCUCCUUUCCUCCUUCUUGCUCUUAAAUACUUAUUAGCUGUGUAGCCUUGGCAGGGAAAUAGGGCCAGACCCACCCCGGUGUGGUUCUGAAGCUUAUCUGUGAAUCUAUACAUGCUGCCCACCCUCCUUCCCCCUCAAAAAUCUAAACCCAGCUCACUGUGGUCUGCCACAGCUCAUGUGUGAACAGACACACUUUGCAGCUAAUGCCACAGUCCCCGUAGGAAGGGACAGGUGAUUCUCCGGUCGAGAUGAGCAUGAGGGGCCAGAGGUUGGGGGUUGGGGGGGGGGGUUGCCCACCAGACCCUGCUCAGAGCACAGCGAGGAUCCUGCUCUUUCCCCAGUGAGGCAGCAGCGUGCACGUUGAUCAAAGGAUGAGCCUCUGUCGGACCUCGUUGCCGUUUGAGGUUCUCAUGUGACCGGCUGCAGCAGCAAGCACCUCCUGGCCAGCCUCUAGGUCCGCAUGUUCUCAGACUGUUUGUGUUGUAGAUUCUGCUGUACAGAUUGUAGUAACAUUUCUGUGUUCAAGUUUGUGCUCAGUGUCCUAAUAAAUACAUGUGCAUUCA